AUGAGUCUAAAUAACGUAACCACCCCAAAACUAUCGACAAUAACGACAAAAAAGAAACAAUUAAUACCUCCGCCAAUAAUAAUCGAGGAGCAAACAUGCUAUAAUAAAUCAUCAGGUACGGCAAUUAGUUGUUUACCAGAAUUUGUUAAUGCAGCAUUUCGUCGAAAAAUUAAGAGUACAAAUACCUGCGGUGAAAGAUGGGAAGUUGAUCCGACAAUUCAGGGAACAGAAUAUUGUAUUCAAACGGGACCACCACAAGGACAAUUAGACAAUAAUCAAAGAUAUUAUUCAUCAACAGAUAAAAAUUGUCAGAUAUGUGAUAGCCGAGAUGAAAAACGUGCACAUCCACCCGAACUAAUGACAGAUUUUAAUCAACGAGGAAAUAUAACAUGGUGGCAAAGUGAUACAAUGUUAGAAGGAGUCAAUUAUCCUAAUACAGUUAAUUUGACAUUAAACUUGGGAAAAACCUAUGAUGUAACAUAUAUUAAACUGACAUUUCAAUCUCCAAAACCAGAAAGUUUUAUUAUCUAUAAACGUACAUAUGAAAAUGGACCAUGGAUACCGUAUCAAUAUUACAGUGCUUCGUGUAUGCUCACAUUUGGUUUACCGAGAAAAAAAUAUCCGGACACGGAUACAGAAGCUAUUUGUUCAGAAGAUUUUAGUGAUGUGACACCUUUGUACGGUUCUGAGGUAGCCUUUGGAACACUGGAUUGGAGACCAGGUGCAACUACAUUUGAAAUGAGAAGUGAUUUACAGCAAUGGGUCACAGCGUAUGAAAUUCGCAUUCAAUUAGUUAGAAUGAACACAUUUGGGGAUGAAAUGUUUGGUCAGCCGUAUGUGUUGAAAACAUACUUUUAUGCUAUAUCCGAUUUAGCUGUUGGAGGACGUUGUCAUUGCAAUGGGCAUGCUAAUAAAUGUAGUCGAAACACUGAUAAAAAUACUGGAGUUCAUUGUGAUUGUGAACAUAAUACGGUUGGUCGUGAUUGUGAGAACUGUCAUCCAUCUUAUAAUGAUGCGCCAUGGCAGCCAGCCGAUGUGCAUGAUGCUCAUGCAUGCAAAUCUUGUGUUUGUAAUGGUUUUGCUCAAACAUGUAGUUUUAAUCUUGAUCUAUACGAAAGAACUGGUCAUGGAAGCGUUUGCAUUGAUUGUGCUGGUAAUAGAGGAGGACCGAAUUGUGAAAGCUGUAAACAAGGAUAUUUUCGAUUACCAGACGCAGAAGGAGACUGCUUGCCUUGUUCAUGUGAUGUUGUUGGAUCAGAAACAGUUCAGUGUGCAAUCGAUGGCCAAUGCCGAUGUAAACCAGGAGUUGUGGGUGACAAAUGUAAUCAAUGUGCACCGUAUCAUUACAACUUUGGACCCAAUGGUUGCAGUCGAUGCACAUGUUACGAACCAGGUGCAACUCAACCACUUCAAUGUAAUCCAAGUUCUGGCCAAUGUACUUGUAAACUGUUUGUUGAAGGUCAAAAUUGUGAUAGAUGUCGUCCUGGUUACUAUAAUUUGGAUCAAAUGAAUCUUGAUGGUUGCACAAAAUGUUUUUGCUAUGGACACGCUUCAACAUGCCAAAGUGCACCGAAUUAUUAUUUUCAACCCAUUCGGUCAUCGUUCACAGAAGGAAGUGAUGGAUGGCGUGCCUCUGAUAAAUCUGGCGUUGAAGUUCCAGUGCAAAGCGACGGAAGUAACUAUAUUUAUGUUCGAGCAUUACCUUCUCAAGAUAUUACAUUCGAAGCUCCCUCUAAAUAUCUUGGUGAUCGUACAUUGUCUUACAAUCAACUGUUAACAUUUAUAUUGAUUCUUCGUGCUCAACCAACAUUAAAUCGAAUGUAUACUCACUAUGAUGUUUCAAUCGAAAGUGGUGAUCGUACGAGGGUAGGGGUAGUGAUAUAUGGCGGAAUACCUCAAACAAUACCAUCGGAAGAACCAUUAACAUUUCGUUAUCGUCUAAAUGAGCAAUCUUGGACACCAUCAUUAUCAUUUAUUGAUUUCAUGCGUCUAUUAUCAAACAUUACAUCAAUUAAAAUUCAUGCUACAUUUGGAAUUGAUCAUGCUGUCAGUUUUCUUGGUGAAGUUACACUGGGACACUCACAAUUGUCAUCUGGAUUGUUUUCAGUUUCAAAUGUUGAAUCGUGUACAUGUCCUACAGGUUACUACGGUGAACGAUGUGAAUAUUGCAUAUCUGGCUAUCGUCGUAAUCCAUCAUUUGGCGGUCUGUUUGCUCAGUGUGUACCAUGUCAAUGUUACAAUCAUUCGACAAUAUGUGAUAUUGAAACUGGAAAAUGUCAAUGUCAACAUCAUACCACUGGUGAUAAUUGUGAACGAUGUUUGCCCGGGUUUUACGGCAAUCCAUAUCGUGGAACAUCAGAAGAUUGUCAACGAUGUCCAUGUCCAAAUGGUGUAUCUUGUACACAACUGAAUCCACAACACGUAGUAUGUUUAAAUUGUCCAGCAGGAUAUACAGGUGAUCGAUGCGAAUUUUGCGAUGAUGGAUAUUUUGGAGAUCCUGAAGGAUUGAUUACGGGUGUUCGACGACCAUGUGAACUAUGUAGUUGUAAUGGAAAUAUUGAUUCAAAUAUAAUUGGAAACUGCAAUACAACAUCGGGUCAUUGUUUAAAAUGUAAUCAAAACACAUUUGGUGUUUAUUGUGAAAAAUGUUUGCCAGGAUAUUGGGGUGAUGCAUUAGCUACUGUUAAAUGUCAUCCGUGUAAUUGUCAUCCUCGUGGUACAAGAAGAACAAGCGAUGUCCAAUAUUUAACACAAUGUAAUCUUCAAAAUGGUCAGUGUCAAUGUAAACCAAAUGUUAUUGAUCGACAAUGUGAUAAAUGUGAGGAUGGUUAUUGGAAUUUAAAUUCAGAUUCGGGUUGUGGACCAUGUAAAUGUGAUCCAAUUGGUGCUUAUAAUAUAUCAUGUUCUGUCAACAGUGGACAAUGUUUCUGUAAACCUGGUGUCACCGGACAACACUGUGAUCGAUGUUUACCUUAUCAUUAUGGUUUCUCACCAGAUGGUUGUAAACCAUGUAAUUGUGAUCAAUAUGGUUCGUUGGAUGUUCAAUGUGAUAGUAUAUCGGGUCAGUGUCCAUGUAAAGAAAACUUUAUGAGUUUACAAUGUGAUCAGUGUGAUGAAAAUAAAUAUCGUGAUGGUUAUGAAUGUCCUGCUUGUCCACCAUGUUAUCGUGAAGUACAAAAACGUACUAAUUAUUAUCGAUCGGAUUUGAAUAUAUUGAAAGAUGCUCUGUCAACAUUAAAUUUAUCUCAAACACUUCAAUCAUUAAAAGAAGAUAAACAAUUAACAUCCGAAUUAGAUUCACUGGCAAAAAAUUUAAAUAAUUUAAAAAUGGAUUUACAGAAAAAUGGUUUAAUAUCACGAAAUAUUAGUAAUUAUGAUCAACUAGAUGAUGAAUUAAAAAAUAAUGCAACAGAUUUAGAAAAUCGUUAUCGAAAAUUAGAACGACAAUUACCAGAAUUAAUUGACAAAAAUAGUUAUAUUCGUGACACAAUUUUAAAAGCAAAUGAAACAUUUUUAAAAUCAACUACCCAUCAAUUGACUCGUAUCAAUUCACUAUUACUCGGAAUUGAUCGGGUUGGACGUACAACAGAUAGUAAGCAUGAAGCAGCAAUCAAUAAAACACUUGUUAUGCAAAUAAAAAUAAAUGAUUUAACACAAAGAUUAAAAGAUUUGAAAAAAAAACAUGAUGAUGCUAAUAAUCGUAGUUCUACAGCAGAAAAUAUUUUUAGUACAAAAUUAAGAAUAACAAAUGAAGAUGCCCAAAAUAAAUUAGAAUAUGAUAUUAAACAACGACUUACUACAAUUGAAAUACGUCGACAAAAACUAUUGGAUUUUGCUAAUGAUAUUUCACAUCGUGUUCAAGAUAUUCGUACAAAAACAAAUGAAUGGAAAACAAAUUUAACUAGUUGGAUUAUAUCCGAUUCAGAUUUAUCAUUGGAGGCGGCCAAUCAACUUCGAAAUCGUGCAUCACAAAUUACACAAGAUUUAAAAGAUUUGGAGUUUGAUAUUCUCAAUUUUUCAAAUAAAACAUUUAAAUUACAAGAAACAACGAGAAAUUUUGAAUAUGAAGUAAAUCAAUUUCAAGUAAUGGUCAAUGAUAUUAGUCGAGAUACACAAGAUUUAUUUGCCGAAGUGAAUCAAGCUGAAUAUGAAGCAAACAGAGCAGUAGAUAAUUCAAAAAACAUUGAAAAUGAAGUGAGAAAAAUUAGAGAAGAUCUUCAAGGAUUUGUUCAAGAUAAAAAUUCUCAAAGUAAAAAUGCUGAAACACAAUAUAAUCGUUUACAAUCAAUACAAGAUCAAAUUCAAAAUAUAACUGGAAAAUAUUGGGAAUUAAAUGAUGAACAUCGAACAUUAAAUAUUACCGUAGCUAAUGCACUACGUGAACUUGAAAAUGUCAAAGCAUUAUAUACAACAUUGAAUAUUCGUGAACAAUCGGACAUAAUUAACCAAGCUGAAAUAAAAUUUACACCAAUUAGUAAAGAAAUGGAAACAUUAACAGAUCAUUCAUCAACCGUAUUAAAUAGUUUUAAAAAUAUUAAAGAUCAAGCUGAUAUUCAUGUUAAACGAAUUGAAAUAGCAUCAGCCAUUGGAAAAAAUCUAACAAAUGAUAUUAAUUCAGCAAGAGAUCAAGUAGAAAAGUUAAUGGAACAAUUGAAAUCAUUGCAAUCAUCACUAAAUUAUUCAACUCAAAUUAAUAUUACAAGUUUAGAUAAUGCUGAAAUUGAAUUUCAACAAUUAAAUUUAGAUAAAAUAUUUAAUGGAAUUGAACAAUUUUAUAUGGGUGCUAUUUUUGUUAAAAAUCAAACGGAUAAAUUAAUUAUUGAAUAUGAUAAUCUAAAUAGAUAUGUUAAUAAUAUAGAUGAGAUAGCACGUAAUUUACCGACAGGAUGUUUUAAAAAUAUACCCAUUGAGCAUAAUCCAUUAUCGAGACAAACUUAG
Messenger RNA from Didymodactylos carnosus, 4938 nucleotides. Lineage: Eukaryota; Metazoa; Rotifera; Eurotatoria; Philodinida; Philodinidae. The record is from the annotation of a GenBank genome assembly.